CUGAAGUCCUGUGACUCCUGACAAUGCAUCGAUGUCAGUUUUUUCAAGUAGCCUACGAGGGGCUUUGUCUUGAAACACCACUGCUGAAUGCUGACAAUUACUUUAGAUCAAUGAAGGACUGAAGCAUGCUAGUGGCUUUUUCUGGAUCAUGGUUCAAGCUCGGUUUUGGAUACACUGCCAAACUAGAGGUCCAACUGCCAACACGGCCGUAAGAGCGGAUAUCAUGCGCGGUCUCAUUAGAGGAGAGGUCCUCAUUACCAGCGCGCGGAGACCAUGAAGACCGGAGCAAAACCCAGCACCGUUACGAAGCAUCCUGCUCCGGUUUGACCACAACCCCCCCGUGCCAUGAAGACCCAGACGCCGACGCCAGCGCAGACGCCCGUCCCCGCGGCCCAGACGCCCGUCACGCCCGUCACGCCCUCGCGCCAGCGGCUGCCUCGCUUCCGCCUCCGCUCGCGCAAGAAGAAGGAGGGCGUGAUCCAGGGCAAGCUGCGCAUCAAGUCCCUGCCGGGCGCCUUCCUGGUCCUGGGCGCGGUGGUGGUGGUGGUGGGCACCGCGCUGGCCGUGGCCGGGUACUGGCCCUACCGGACGCAGCGCUCAGGGAGCGGAGCACUGCCCGGAGGAGAGGGGUCGGCCCAGGGACUGCCCAGCGGCUGGGGGAUGGGCACCAAGGGUCUGCUGUCCACGGCGGGGCUGAUCCACAGCGAGCGCAUGAAGCUGCUGGGCCCCGUCAUCAUGGGCGUGGGGCUGUUCAUCCUGAUCUGCGCCAACACCGUGCUGUACGAGAACCGCGACCGCGAGACGCAGAUGCUCCUGGCCCAGAUGCGCAGCGUCAUCUGCUCCGUGUCGGCCGCCGUGCCCUCGGCCGACCUCGCCGAGCUGGCCGUCAGCUCGCUGAGCGCGCGCCACUACCAGUGGGUCAGCAGCCUGCCCGCCGCCCACCUCAACAUCCUCUGCCUGCAGGAGCUGACCAGCUCCGAGCCCCUCUUGCACGUCAAGACCGGCAUGGAGAGCGACGGCGACUCCUCCAACGCCAACGGCGGCACCCACCCUCAACACCACCACCGGCGGCCGUCGGAGAGCAGCGCCAAGCGCCAGAGGUCCACGCUGAAGACGGAGGUGCUGCACCAUCAGGAGUCGGCCUCCACCCCCUCCAUCCCCACGCUGUCCUCCAACUCCUGCAACUCCAGCAAGGCGGACGUGGACGAGGUGCGUGCGGACGCUCACCCGUGCCAGGCUUCGUCGGGCGAAUUCCAGCGUCAUCGCGCGGACACGCCGCCUCACAAGCUCAGCAACUGCCUGACGGCCUCGUCCAUGUCCACGCUGGGCGGGGAGGACUGGGAGGUGACCGCUGCGUGCGUGCCCCCGAGGCGCUCACAGAGCCUGAGCUGCAGGACUAACCCCCGCCGGACGCGCCACGAGGUCACCGUCCGGAUGGACGCCACCGCUGACCACGACGACGACGACGGCGACGGCUCGCCCAGACGCGUCCUGAGGGAGACGGGCUCGGAGGUCCGCGUGAACAUGGCGGCGGGGACGGAGGACGACGAGGCCUUCCAGCUCGCCUCCAUCGAGGAGCAGCGGCACCGGAGCUGGCCCCGACUGGACCUUGGUGCUGCCCGCCGCUACCUGAAGCUGGAGAACAAGGAGGACUCUGUGGACAAGCUGCUGGACCAGCUGGAGCUCCAGUGCUCGCAGUGGGACAAGAGCUUCGGCUCCGGACCCUUCCAGUGAGCUCAGCCGUCCGGCCGCGAAUGACCUCUCUUGGGGCCGUCAGCUUUGGAUCGCCAUGGCAGUGUGAAGGGAUAUGUCCUUCUCCCAUGGAAGCAGCGGAUAUGGGUAGCAGCUUUUUGAGUCCAGAUCUCUGUUGUCGUCUUCCAAAAACAAAAGAAUGGCUUAAAAGGACUUGCUCUCAUCCCCUCAAAUGAAUCACGGCGUCAUCACGGACUAAGUUAUUAUUCCGAGGUGCACAGUUCCGUGGAGAGACCAUUCCAGAAGGCUUCUAACAUUUUCCAAAAGGCAGGGCUGCGAUUUUCAGUGGCACGGAUAUGUAAACAGGGCUUUGGGCUGGUGGCUUGGUUGGAUUAAUCUGAGGGAAUGCAGAGCCCAAGACGUGGAAGAUGAGAGGAGCGAUUUGCCCGUUUGUGUACAACAGAGCGGAUUUUUUCGUUCGCCGCCGUGCGGGGGUGGACAAGAGACGGAGACGGCGGCGAUCGUUGCCAAAGUGUGACUGAGUUCUUGGUCGGCAUACGCGCACGACGUCACACGCAUGUUGCAGGAUAGCACAUGGCGAAUGGAUUAACGAUUGGACGACUUGUCACUGUGCAAUCGAUACAAACAAUAAACCCAAGUAAGCCCAAAGGUGCUGAUAGAUUUUUUUCUUUUUUAAUUAUUAUUUCAGUGUUGUUGUUUUUGAUAACACAAAGUUCAUAAGAGGAGACGCGUCUGGAUGAUUAAAGCAAAACACAUCAGAAGAUUAUGCAGAGCUCCAUAUCAACACUAAAUCCACAAAGCAGAUUCCUAUUCCCACUGUGUUUCCUACUAGCGGAGAAUACAUGCGUUUCAAAUAUCCCCGUCUUGGUAAUGAAGGGGUGGAGAGUCUCUUCCAGUCCUUCUCUCUGCCCCAGGUUGUCUGUCUGUGCUGUGCAGAGAAUCUCUCGUGUGUAUGUGUGUGUUUGUGUGUGUGUGUGUGUGUGUGUGAGUGUGAGUGUGUGUGUUGAUGGAGUGGGGUGCAGGCUGUGGAACUGUGUGUGUUGGUUUUGAUAACGGCAGUGGUCAGUGUUAUUGCAUGCAGUGAGGCAGGUGUGUGGUGAGGAUGUGUCCAGGGCCCAGCCUCGCCCCGCUCUGCCGUCUAAUGUGGAAAGAUGGCUCCGUCCGUACGCACACCGUGUUUACAAAACAAGACAGUCUAUCUCUCCUCUCCAUCUCUUUCUCUCUUUCCCCCUUUUUUCUCUCCCUCCCUCUCUCUAUAUCUGUCUCUCUCUCUUUCCACAGUUUUGUCUGUCCUCUCCAUCCUUCUUUUCUAUCUCUCUCCGCAUCUCUCCUCUCUCCAUCUGUUCCCUGAUCUGUCUCUUUCUUCCCCUCCUUCUGGCUCCUUUCUCUUUCUCUCUAUCCUUUGUCUCUCUGUCUCCCCAUCUCUCUCAUCUCUCUUUUCUAUCUGUAUUGGUCUUCGCUCUGCCUGUGUCUUAUUCUCUCUCCCCUCUCUCUCUCCUUUGUCUCUCUCUUUUCUAUCUUUAUCGGUCUUCUCACUGUCUGUUUCUUGUGUUCUCUCCCUUCUCUCUCCCUCUCUCCUUUGUCUCUUUCUCUCUUUUCUAUCUACAUCGGUCUUCUCUCUGUCUGUUUCUUGCACUCUCUCCCUUCUGUCUCUCUCUCUUUUGUCUCUUUCUCUCCUUUCUAUCUUUAUCAGUCUUUUCUCUGUCUGUUUCUUGUUCUCUCUCUCCCUCCUCUCCCUCUCUGUGUCUCUGCCUCUUUCUCUAUUUGGUUUGUGAUGCCUGUCCUGUACGCCAUGUGUGUGACGAUCUGUGUUUCUAAAUGUAUGCUAAGCAAUAUCUGCAGUCAGAAGAACAAUCAAAUCAGUGACUUUACUCGAAGCCCUUUACCUUCACGGAGUGCAAUUUCCUCCCCUAUGCCUGUGUCACAAAUAAAGAGGCGAAGCAAAGAAUACAACAGUGUACAAAAGCAAAUCUCCUGGUGUGCAGUUUCAUUCUUCCUCUGUGAGAAUGCCAUUUGUGUGUGUUCUCAACCCUUCAUCACAUGAGGCACUUGGAAUCAGUUACAUCACUUUCA
Molecule: messenger RNA, 3786 nt
Organism: Sardina pilchardus (European sardine)
Lineage: Eukaryota; Metazoa; Chordata; Actinopteri; Clupeiformes; Clupeidae
Gene: tmem200b
Product: transmembrane protein 200B
Exons: 2
Coding region: 346-1734 (462 amino acids)
Source: RefSeq, a predicted model, not a curated record